GGGAUUUUCUAGCCGCAGCAUCCAAACAGAGAGGUCUCCUGCUACUCCUUAUCCACAAUCCCUCCCUCUUACUGUUGACAAGCCAAGACCAAGCUCCUGCUAUUUCCUCCAAGUCCCCAAAACCUCUGCCUAAAACUUUAUCUCUGAUGGCAGCUCCAUUCUCUUCACCAACAACGCCACCGCCACUGAGGUCCAUCUUUCAACCCAACCCAAACCCACCCAAAGCCCUCCUCUCCCUCACAGGUUCAUUUCAUAGAGGAGGGCCCCACUGCGCCAAGGUUGGUUACAACAGUAUUGGUGCUACUAGCGUGUCUUUGUGGAGCUCUUCUGCUAACUACUCCAGUCUCCGUAACGGCUCCACCAAACUCUCCGGCAAGCCCGUUUCUGUAAAGCGGUUGCUGCAAAACAGAAGAGGAGUGGUGAGGAAUGCUACUAUUGAAGAAAUCGAAGCGGAGAAAUCUUUGAUUGAGGAUGAUGCUAAAGGAAGGAUGGAAAAGACUAUUGAUACCAUGAGAGCCAAUUUUAAUUCUGUGAGGACAGGCAGAGCAAAUCCAUCGAUGCUAGAUAAGAUUGAGGUGGAGUAUUAUGGAACUCCAGUCAGCUUGAAGAGCAUAGCUCAAAUCAGUACUCCUGAUGCAAGUUCUCUCUUGGUCCAGCCAUAUGACAAAUCCAGCUUAAAGGCUAUUGAGAAGGCCAUUGUCAGCUCUGAUCUAGGUUUGACUCCAAACAAUGAUGGAGAAGUGAUAAGGAUGUCUAUUCCUCAAUUGACAUCUGAAAGAAGGAAGGAGCUAUCAAAGAUGGUGGCCAAAUUAGCUGAAGAAGGAAAGGUGGCGUUGAGGAAUAUUAGAAGAGAUGCAUUGAAAGCAUAUGAGAAACUCGAGAAGGAAAAAAAGCUCUCAGAAGACAAUGUGAAGGAUUUGUCAAGUGAUUUGCAGAAACUUACAGAUGAGUAUAUGAAGAAAUUAGAUAACAUUUUCAAACAAAAAGAAAAGGAGUUGCUGAAGGUUUAACAACACAUUAUGCGUAUGUAUGAGCUUCCAGUCCAAGGCUCUUCUUUGAGAUGAAUCUAUGAUGAACCGUCCAUACCUCUCCGAAAAGGUAGUUGUGAAGAGUAAAUAGAAUUUGGUCGAUGUUUUCUUCGGAAAUGAAGGAUGAACGGCUGGCCGUGUGAGUUUUUGUUAGACAUCUGUACAGCACUGUUCAAACUUAUCUUUGAGGCUCUGUUUGUACAAGAUAGGAGUUCGGUAACUAUAAGAAAUCACCACUUUGUCGUUGA
This is a messenger RNA of Populus nigra (black poplar), 1276 nucleotides long. RefSeq names its product ribosome-recycling factor, chloroplastic. Gene Ontology annotation, cellular component: chloroplast. Bases 147 to 1010 code for a protein of 287 amino acids. NCBI's taxonomy places the organism in Eukaryota, Viridiplantae, Streptophyta, Magnoliopsida, Malpighiales, Salicaceae. The transcript is spliced from 11 exons. The record is from RefSeq and is a predicted model, not a curated record. Gene Ontology annotation, biological process: plastid translation. Gene Ontology annotation, molecular function: ribosomal large subunit binding.